ACGAGGGGGGAAACAAAAAAAUCUUCCCCAGGUGGGGAUGUGCAGCAGCAUGUCUUCUGUUCUGGCUUGGGUUUGCAGCACCAAAUCGAGGAACAGACGGCUGCUGGAGACGACGCCACCCACUCCUUUGCAGCAGCUUUGUACGUCGCACCAACCACCUGACCAGGGGACGGAGGGCUCCCAGCCACGCAUGGACCCAGGCGCCCGCAGCUCUGAGGCAGGAGCGAGCUGGGGAGACACCGGGGCAGGUGACAGUCAGGAGGAGAGCCCGGAGAGGGGGAGCACAUUGCCAAGCAGAGCAGGAGCCGCGUCCCCCGGGCAGGAGACGGAGCAGAAGCGUGGCGGCGGUGCCGGGGAAGCGCCGUCACAGACCAACACCUGCGAGGCGUGCGGGAAGAGCUUCAGCCUGCGCUCCAACCUGCUGACCCACCGCCGCAGCCACCUGGGCGAGCGGCCCUACGCCUGCCCCGAGUGCGGGCGCUGCUUCGGGCAGAGCUCCCACCUCCUCACCCACCAGCGGCUGCACACCGGGGAGCGGCCCUACCGCUGCCGUGACUGCGGCCGCAGUUUCAAUGUCAACUCGGACCUGGUGAAGCACCGGCGGACGCAUACAGGCGAGCGGCCCUACUCCUGCCCCGAGUGCGGGCGCCGCUUCGGCAGCAGCUCCAACCUCACCCGGCACCAGCGGCUGCACACAGGCGAGCGGCCCUACCGUUGCCCCGACUGUGGCGAGAGCUUCCGGGACUGCUCCUCGCUCACCAUCCACCGGCGCGCCCACACCGGCGAGCGGCCCUACCCCUGCCCGGCAUGCGGCAAGGCCUUUGCUGACAGCUCACUGCUGGCCAAGCACCAGCGCACGCACCGCGCCGAGAAGUCCUUCGCCUGCCCCGACUGCGGCAAGAGCUUCUCCACCAGCUCCUACCUGCUGCGGCACCGGCGCACCCACCUGCCUGAGAAGCCCUACCGCUGUGGGGAGUGCGGCCGGGGCUACAGCCAGUUCGCCCACCUCACCACCCACCAGCGGGUUCACACCGGCGAGCGACCCUACGUCUGCCCCGAGUGCCGCAAGAGCUUCACCACCAGCUCGGCACUCACCAAGCACAAGCGUGUCCACACCGGCGAGCGGCCCUAUGUCUGCCCCGACUGCGGCAAGAGCUUCACCCAGAGCUCCAACGUCAUCACCCACUGGCGCCUGCAGCACGGCACGUCCCUCUGACGGCCCCGGCCAUGCUGCCCCUUCCCCGGGGUCGGGGUCCCUUCCCUGAGGUUUCUCUCUGUGGCGCUCAGCAAUAAAAUCUGCCAUCCUGCA
This is a messenger RNA of Harpia harpyja (harpy eagle), 1309 nucleotides long. Its product is annotated as zinc finger protein 239-like. Bases 38 to 1216 code for a protein of 392 amino acids. Gene Ontology annotation, cellular component: nucleus. The transcript has 3 exons. Gene Ontology annotation, molecular function: DNA-binding transcription factor activity, RNA polymerase II-specific; RNA polymerase II cis-regulatory region sequence-specific DNA binding. NCBI's taxonomy places the organism in Eukaryota, Metazoa, Chordata, Aves, Accipitriformes, Accipitridae. The record is from RefSeq and is a predicted model, not a curated record. Gene Ontology annotation, biological process: regulation of transcription by RNA polymerase II.